AUGGCGAAACUCUUCGGUUAUCCAAUCAACGUCGAAGCAGAAGGUGGAGGUGGUGGUAGCGGUGGCGGCUCAGCCAAUGCGGAGGCUUCUCGAUCUGGUAUCUCCGCCGGUUUACCUCAGAGGGAAGAAAGCAAUCCGCAUUCCCGUUUCCCAGAGUCUGGAUCAUCGGCUCCGAUGGAUCCACAAUCGGAUCUGGAUAACUCCUUCAUCGAUUUCUUCGGCAGAGAGUCGAACGAUAUCGAAACGGCUGGUGAGCCGCGAAAUCAGAGGCAACGUAUUGCGCCGAGUGAGGUAGAUAUCCCCGGAGGAUUCGGUGACGUCACGGAGGAGAUGGAAUUAGGGCUAGGAAUCGGUGCCCCAUCAGGUGAUGAUUCAGUUACUGUGAAUAAGGUAACUGAUCCGGGUCGGGUCGUAGUUGGUAAUACGGAUCUGACUCCUCUCGGAGGUAGUAUGGGUCUAGCUCCUUUUGAUGAUGAUCUCUUUUGCGAGGAGGAAGCCAUGUUGAUGACUGAUCAAUUGGAAUUAGAGCCUGUCCAAUCCAGAACUGCACCUGUUAACAACAUUGAUGCUUUAGAAUUUGCUGAAGCUGUACUGAUGAACGCUGUGGAAGGCAGUUCUAUCAUGGACGUGGAUGCUGAGUUUUAUCUAGCUAUGUUUCCUCGACCUGGUGGUGAAGGAACCCAUGGAGCUUACGCUGAUGUUUUUGCGGAACCAUUCAAUCAAGAACAUCCUCCUCCUCUUCCUAAAAUCAGGGGAACUCGUCCCGCAUCCAAAAGGGUUGUUGAUGAUCUCCCUGUUGUGGUGAUCACCUCUGAAGAGCUCAGCAAAGGGAAGAUUGUUUGCGCGGUCUGCACUGGGAAGAUUGUUUGCGCGGUCGAGGAGAAAGUUACUAGGCUUCCUUGUUGGCAUUACUAUCACGGAGAGUGUAUAGUACCUUGGUUAGGGGUGAAGAACACAUGCCCGGUUUGUCGGUUUCAGCUUCCUACUGAUGAAAGGAAAGGCUAG
This is a messenger RNA of Raphanus sativus (radish), 1005 nucleotides long. RefSeq lists its product as uncharacterized. The record is from RefSeq and is a predicted model, not a curated record. Gene Ontology annotation, molecular function: ubiquitin protein ligase activity. Lineage: Eukaryota; Viridiplantae; Streptophyta; Magnoliopsida; Brassicales; Brassicaceae. Bases 1 to 1005 code for a protein of 334 amino acids. Gene Ontology annotation, cellular component: cytoplasm. The transcript has a single exon. Gene Ontology annotation, biological process: protein ubiquitination.